GGGAGCCGAGCGCGAGAGGGAGGCGAGCGGCGAGACACAGGCUCCGAGGCUCCAGCGAGCGAGCGAGCGAGCGAGCGACGAGCGAGCCCGGGAGGGAGGGAGGGAGGGAGCGAGGGAGCGAGCAGCCGCGCCGCCGCCUCGCAAUCCGCCGCCAUCCCGCCGCCUCCGCGCCCGACCGCCGCCCGACCGCCAUCGCCCGGCCCAGUCGCGCCCGCGGAACCAGACCAGGCAGAUCGGGAGCGGUGCCGAGAAAAAUUUCCUUACUAGAUGACAUUUCAUCGCAAUGUCCGAUCGUUUGGGGCAAAUAACCAAGGGCAAGGAUGGGAAAAGCAAGUAUUCGACUCUCAGCCUGUUUGAUAAGUAUAAAGGAAAAUCAGUAGACGCGGUCAGAUCCUCAGUUAUUCCUCGACAUGGCUUACAGAGUCUCGGGAAAGUUGCCACAGCCCGGCGUAUGCCGCCCCCUGCAAACCUGCCAAGCUUGAAGUCUGAAAACAGAGGAAACGACCCCAACAUCGUUAUCGUUCCCAAGGACGGAACGGGAUGGGCAAACAAGCAGGACCAGCAAGACCCAAAGAGUUCCAGUGCGACGGGCUCUCAGCCGCCGGAGUCGCUGCCGCAGCCGGGUUUGCAGAGGCCUGUCUCCAGCUUACAGAAGCCGACACAGUCGAGCAGCCAGGAGAGCACAAAUUCAGUGCCAGGUGGACCAAAGUCAUGGGCACAGCUGAAUGGAAAGCCAGCAGGACACGAAGGUGGUUUAAGGGGCUCAAGCCGACUGUUAUCCUUCUCUCCCGAGGAAUUUCCGACGCUGAAAGCAGCUGGAGGGCAGGACAAGGCUGGCAAAGAAAGGGGCGUCUUAGAUCUGUCGUAUGGGCCAGGACCAAGCCUCCGCCCUCAGAAUGUGACAAGCUGGAGGGAGGGCGGUGGGCGAAACAUAAUUUCUGCCACGUCUCUGAGCGCCUCCCCGACUGAGCUGGGCAGCAGGAACUCGAGUGCGGGAGACGGAGCCCCCUCCUCGGCAUGUACCAGCGAUUCUAAGGACCCCUCUCUCCGCCCGGCUCAGCCUGUCCGCAAAGGGGCUUCACAGUUCAUGGGAAAUGUAUACCACCCACCUACAUACCAUGACAUGCUUCCUGCUUUUAUGUGUUCGCCACAGUCAUCAGAGAACCAGGGUACCGUGGAACGAGGACCUUUCCCCCUCCCCCAGCUCCGUCUUGAGCCCCGUGUCCCUUUUAGACAGUUCCAGAUGAAUGACCAAGAUGGAAAAGAAAGCAGGCUGGGAACGACUCGGCCCAUCCGCCCGCUGAGGCAGCUGGUGGGACGGGCGCCGCGGCCCACGAUCAUCAACGCGGAAAACCUGAAGGGCCUGGACGACCUGGACGCCGACGCCGACGACGGCUGGGCAGGUCUUCAUGAGGAAGUGGACUACUCCGAGAAACUGAAGUUCAGUGAUGAUGAAGAGGAGGAGGAAGUUGGGAAGGACGGCAGGCCCAAGCGGAACAGUUGGGACCCCCGGCGGCAGCGGCAGUUGUCGAUGAGCUCCGCGGACAGUGCUGAUGCUAAACGUCCCCAAGAGGAAGGAAAGGACUGGGGUGAAGCAGUGGGUGUGGCCCGUGUUGUCCGCAAAGUGCCAGAACCUCAGCCACCUUCUAGGAAGCUUCACAGCUGGGCAUCUGGCCCAGACUACCAGAAGUCCUCGCUGGGCAGCGUGUUCCGGCAACAGUCUGUCGAGGACAAAGAGGACAAGCCACCUCCACGGCAGAAGUUUGUGCAGUCAGAGAUGUCCGAGGCCGUGGAACGAGCCCGAAAGCGCCGGGAGGAGGAGGAGCGCCGAGCACGGGAGGAGAGGCUGGCUGCCUGUGCCGCCAAGCUCAAGCAGCUGGACCAGAAGCGUAAGCAGGCUCAGAAGGCGGGCGAGGCCCCGAAACCGGUGGAGAAGGAAGCGCCCCGAUCUCCAGGCACCGAGAAGGUGCCCCCACAGGAGAAUGGCCCUGCUGUCCGCAAAGGCUCCCCUGAGUUUCCCGCUCAGGGAACCCCCAACACGUUUUCAGAAGAAGCCCCCGCGGCUCCUCCGGCUGUGGCUCAGAGCGGCGGCAGUGAGGAGGGCGCCAGGGAGGCUGGGUCCCCCGCACAGGAGUUCGGCAAGUACCAGAAGUCUCUUCCUCCCAGAUUCCAGCGCCAGCAGCAGCAGCAACAGCAGGAGCAGCUGUAUAAGAUGCAGCACUGGCAGCCCGUGUACCCCCCACCUUCCCACCCACAGCGCACUUUCUACCCCCACCACCCCCAAAUGCUGGGCUUCGAUCCCAGGUGGAUGAUGAUGCCUUCCUACAUGGACCCACGGAUCCCGCCCACUCGGGCCCCAGUGGAUUUCUACCCGUCCGCCCUCCAUCCCUCGGGACUCAUGAAACCCAUGAUGCCCCAAGACUCCCUCGGUGGGACUGGCUGUCGCUCUGAGGACCAGAACUGCGUGCCCCCGCUGCAAGAAAGGAAAGUGGCCGCCCUCGAUCCGGCCCCCGUGUGGAGCCCAGAGGGCUACAUGGCGUUGCAGAGCAAAGGCUACUCGCUUCCGCAGCCGAAAUCAGACGACGCUUUGGCCGUGGACAUGCAUGUCAGGAAUGAAAGCUCUUACUCUGCCCCCCACGGAAGGUCAGGGGGUGUAGGUGCCCGGCGCGAUCUCCUUGAGGAGAGAGGGGAGGAGUUCUUGAGUGCUUUUGACAAGAAGGCCCCAGCAGACUUUGACAGCUGUGUCUCUUCUCAAAGAAUAGGCCAGGAGCUUUUGUUUCCACCCCAAGAAAAUGUUCAGGAAGCGGGUGCUCCUGGGGGUCACAGCCCAGACCUCAGGUGUUCCCCACUGGAGCCCGACUUUGCCCCAGCGGAGAAAAAGCCAGAGUAUAGCAGUUGGGACGUUAGCCACCCGCCAGAGUCCACGGACACGGCCAGCGGCAUCGAGAAGGGGACACCCCGGGAGGAGCCACCCUUUAACGUCUCCUCCUGGGAGAAGGACGGGAGCCCCAACAAACAGCCGUCCCUGGAGCCCGAGUGGACUGCUGAGCCCCGGGGCGCCGGCAGCCAGCACCAGGAGCAGACCAGCAGGACGCGGAGGUCGGGACCCAUCAAGAAGCCCGUCCUGAAAGCCCUCAAGGUGGAGGACAAGGAGAAGGAACUGGAGAAGAUUAAGCAGGAGCUGGGGGAGGAGAGCGCCCGCGUGGCCAAGGAGAAGGGGCUGGCUCGCAAGGCGGAGAAGGACGAGGAUGAAGAGAACGACCCCGCGCUGGCCAACUCCUCCCCCUCCCCCUUGGAGGACCAGGGCCCUGCCCGUGCUAGUGUGGGCCGCGAGGCCAGCAGGUGUGACGAGGACGAGAAGCCGGCCAGGGCCUGGGAGGGCAGACCCUCCCGGGAGUCCAGUGACACGCCCGCGACAAAGAGGAACAAUUGGAUCUUUAUCGACGAGGAGCAAGCUUUCGGGGGCCGAGGGCAGGCCCGGGGCCGCGGCCGUGGCUUCCGAGAGUUCACCUUCCGAGGGCGGCCGGCGGGCGGUGGCCCAGGCCUCUGCGGUGGGGGGGUGCUCGGGGCGCGGGGCGUCUACGGCGGCGGCCAGAGGAGUGGCCGCGGCCGGGGGCUGCGGGACUUUGGCCAGCCGGAGGACUUCCCCAGGGCCAAGCCGCGACGGCGCAUCGCCAGCGAGACGCACAGCGAGGGCUCUGAGUACGAAGAGCUUCCCAAGCGGCGGCGGCAGCGAGGCUCGGAGAACGGGAGCGAGGGCUCGCUCCUGGAGCGGGAGGGCAGCACCCUGAGGAGGGGCGACUUCAGGGACUCCUGGCGCUCCACCAAGGCAUGCUCCGAGGACCACGGCGGCCCGGAGGCCAAGAGCCGAGGCCCUCGCGCCUUCGGCCGGGCGCUCCCUCCCCGGCUGAGCAGCUGCGGCUACGGCCGGAGAACCUUUGUGUCCAAAGAGGCCGCCCACUGGCAGAGCAAGGGCCCGGGAGCCUCCUGGCAGGAGUACAGCUCCCCAGACACGUGCGGGUCCCGGCGACCCGCAGACAGAGACUGUGUCCCUGACGCCUACAGACAUUCUGACUCGCUUGGCGCCAGGGCCUUCGAGGACGGCCGCCUGGAGGACAAGAGGCCCUUCUUCCCCGAUGACCAUGCGGCCGACUCGGAAGGCGCCGAGAACCGGCCCUUCCGGAGAAGGCGCCCCCCGCGUCAGGACAAGCCCCCUCGCUUCCGGCGCCUCCGGCAGGAGCGGGAGUCCCUGGGCCUGUGGGGGCCGGAGGAGGAGCCGCACCUCUUGGCGGGGCCGUGGCCGGGCCGGCCCAAGCUCUGCCCCGGGGACAAGAGCGGGUCCCCCGAGCUCUCGUACCAGAACUCGUCCGAUCACGCCAACGAGGAGUGGGAGACGGCUUCCGAGAGCAGUGACUUCAGCGAGCGGCGGGAGCGGCGCGAGGGCCCGGGGGCCGAGCCCGACCCGCAGGCGGACGGCAGCCUGCCCGGGGCCGCCGCGGGUGAGAAGAAGGAGCUGGCCAAGAGGAGCUUCUCCAGCCAGAGGCCCCUGGCCGACAGGCAGAGCCGAAAGCUGGAGCCGGGGGGGUUUGGGGACAAGUCCAUUAGGCCAGGUGGUGGUGACGCCUCUCCCCGUUAUGACAGCCAACAGAAUGGGACGCCUUUGAAAGCCAAAAGGUCCCCAGAUGAGGCCUUGCCCGCGGGUCUCGGUUGCAGCAGUGGGAGCGGCCACUACGUGCUGGAGCGGGUGGCCCACGGUGCCUCUGACAUCCCCGAGGCCUCCUGUGAGACGGCGGAGGAGGCGGCCAAGCUGGUUGCUCAGAGGGCGGGCGAACAGGGAGAGACCAUGAAACAGUUUGACCUGAACUAUGGAAAUUCCAUCAUUGAAAACUGCGGAUCCAGCCCUGGGGAGGAGAGUGAGGUGGGCCCCAUGGCGGGCGAAGGCUUCAUUGAGGUCCUGACCAAGAAGCAGCGCCGUCUGCUGGAAGAAGAGAGGAGGAAGAAGGAGCAGGCCGUGCAGGUGCCUGUCAAGGGUCGAGGUCUUUCCUCCCGUAUUCCUCCUCGGUUUGCUAAAAAGCAGAACAACUUGUGCCUGGAGCAGGGUGAUGUGACCAUGCCUGGCAGCAGCCUGGGCACGGAGAUCUGGGAGAGCAGCGGCCAGGCCCUCCCCGUCCAGGCCCCGGCCAGCGACUCCUGGACUAAAGCCGCAACUGCCUUCAACAGCGCCGAGCCUGGCUCCGCCGAGCAGGGUUUUAAGAGCAGCCAGGGGGAUAGCGGCGUCGACCUGAGCGCCGAGUCUCGGGAGUCGUCUGCAACAUCCUCCCAGCGCAGCUCCCCGUAUGGCACUCUGAAGCCGGAGGACAUGAACGGGCCUGGCCUGGAGCCCAAGGCUGACGGCCACAAGGAGCAGGCCCAGAAGCAGCCCGAGCCAAAGGACUCGGAUCAAGGCUCAGGACAGAGCAAGGAGCACAGACCGGGACCCAUUGGCAAUGAGCGCUCUCUGAAAAACAGGAAGGGCUCAGAGGGGGCCGAGCGGCUGCAGGGAGCCGUCGUCCCGCCCGUUAACGGAGUGGAGAUUCACGUGGACUCUGUGCUGCCGGUGCCGCCCAUUGAAUUUGGAGUCAAUCCAAAAGACUCGGAUUUCAGCUUGCCACCUGGCUCUGCCUCUGGGCCCGCAGGGAAUCCGGUCGUCAAACUUCAGGAUGCCUUGGCCAGUAACGCUGGGUUAACACAAAGUAUUCCCAUCCUCCGGCGUGAUCAUCACAUCCAGAGGGCCAUCGGCCUCUCCCAAAUGUCCUUCCCCACCGCCGACCUCACCCUGAAGAUGGAGUCCGCACGCAAGGCUUGGGAAAAUUCACCCAGUUUGCCAGAGCAGAGCUCCCCGGGAGGCGCGGGCUCGGGAAUCCAGCCCCCGUCCUCUGUGGGCGCCUCCAACGGCGUCAGCUACAGCUCGUUCGGCGGAGUUUCCAUGCCGCCCAUGCCCGUGGCCUCCGUAGCACCCUCUGCUUCUCUUCCAGGCAGCCACUUGCCACCUCUGUACCUGGACGGCCACGUGUUUGCAGGUCAGCCUCGGCUGGUUCCUCAGACGAUACCUCAGCAGCAGAGUUACCAGCAGGCUGCCGCUGCCCAGCAGAUCCCGAUUUCCCUUCACACGUCUCUGCAGGCUCAGGCCCAGCUUGGACUGAGGGGCGGGCUCCCCGUCUCCCAGUCUCAGGAGAUCUUCAGCUCCUUACAGCCCUUCAGAUCUCAGGUGUACAUGCACCCCAGCCUGUCACCGCCCAGCACCAUGAUCCUCUCUGGAGGCACGGCCCUGAAGCCUCCCUACUCGGCCUUCCCAGGCAUGCAGCCCUUGGAGAUGGUGAAGCCCCAGUCCGGCUCCCCCUACCAGCCCAUGAGCGGAAACCAAGCCCUGGUCUACGAGGGCCAGCUCGGCCAGGCUGCUGGCCUGGGUGCCUCGCAGCUGUUGGACUCCCAGCUUCCACAGCAGCUGACGAUGCCGCUGCCUGGCUCCCAGCUGCCUCUGCCUCGGUACGGCUCCGGGCAGCAGCCCCUGAUUCUGCCACAGUCCAUCCAGCUGCCACAGGGGCAGAGCCUCUCCGUCGGGGCUCCCCGACGAAUCCUUCCACCUGGGUCCCAGCCUUCGGUCCUUAACACCAGCAGAGAGUCCUCUCAGAUGGAGAUGAAGGGCUUCCACUUUGCCGACAGUAAACAGAAUGUUCCUUCAGGAGGCUCCGUGCCAUCACCGCAGACUUACAGGCCUAGCUCUGCUAGCCCCAGUGGGAAGCCCUCUGGAUCAGCAGUUAACAUGGGCUCUGUGCAGGGACACUACGUUCAACAGGCCAAACAACGAGUGGAUGAAAAACCCAGCUUGGGAGCUGUGAAACUUCAGGAGGCCCCCUCGGCCGCCUCCCAGAUGAAGAGAACCGGAGCAAUCAAGCCUCGGGCGGUCAAAGUGGAGGAGAGCAAGGCCUGAAGGUGCUUGGCCACGCCUCGCCCCCCGCCUUGAGGACAGGGCCCCCGCUUGGCCUUGACAUCUCACCAGAUCCAUCGUCCAACCACCUGGCCCGGACUGAGAGACCUCCCUUCUCUUCUCCACUCCUGAGAGCUCCAUCGUCCAACCGGCUUGCCCCGUGGAUACGUGACAUUGACCUGCUCGCUUUAAUAUGAAACAAGCAAGCAAGCAAACGACCCCGACCCCAUGUCGUCCCCGCCUCCUUUCCACCGUGACUGUGGAGUGACUCCCACCUUUGUGCAGUACAGAUGAGCUCGCCCCACCCCCACCCCGCUCCGCCGCUGGGUCCCCAGCCUUCCCGGCCCCAGGCACAGUGGUUUGUCAGCAGGGCCAUUGUAGUUGGAGGCUUUUUGUUGUAAAAAGCGGCUGAAGUUUUUACAAAGGCGGAAGGAAAAGAAAAACAAAAACACAAGCUAUGUCUGCGUAGCUGAACUUUUCUACUUUGCCGUCCUCUCCCUCACCUCCUCCUGUUCCGGUCCUACCCUUAACCGCGUCUGCCGCUCCGCUGGUCCGUCGCUGCGAUCCCUUAACACCUGACGCAGGCGGGCGCCCCCCACCCCCUGUGCUUCCUCCGUCGGUGAAUCGGUGCAUCGGUGCCGGGCCGUGCCAGGGGCGGCUGCCUGCUUGGGAGCAGCGAGCGAGACAGGGGAGGUGGGUCGGUGUCACGGCUGGAUUCUCGCCCCUGGCCUGAGGACCCCUGGAGUGUAGGGACAGCCCAGUGAAGCUGAUGACGAUUUUAGCGUAGGAAUUACACAGAGUUUCUGUCCUGGACCCUUCUACGGCCGGUGGACAUGCUGACCCCUGGGCACCUGAGGUAAACCACGGAGAUACACAGUCACCGGCGUUUUCCGGUGUGACCCGGACGGUGCGAGCUGACCGCACCGCGGGCCCCGCGGCGCCUCCGCGUCUAGGGCUCUAGCACCUGGGGGCUGCUGUCUGACCCGCACGCCCUUCUCGAAGCCUUCCGUGACAUGCCCUCCUCUUUUCUUCCUGAGCCUGUCUCUUGUCUGGAUCUUCCUGUCCUGCCAUCUUUCACCCAGCUCGUCCCUGGAGAUCGUGAGGCCCCUUCUCGUGGGGACAGGGGCGCACGGACGGUUGUCUGACUGGGUCUGCGGCAGAGGCGUGUGGCGUGCAAGGCUGCUGGGAGGGAUCCCUUUCUUUUUUCUCUUUCUUUCUUUUUUUUUUUUUGGCUCCCACUGGCAGACCCGGGUUGUUGGGACAGAGGCACCGGAGCUGGGCAGUGGGUGUCCGUCUCUGCAGACGACUGGGGCAGGGUCCCGGGGCACGGAGGGUUGAGGGUCUGACCCUUGUUCCUCAGCAGCCUGGGGGCGGCCUCGGGGGAAAACGACAGCCUCUUAAGUCUGCAGCGAUGCCUCUGGCAAACUGUUUGUGUGAGCCAUUUUAUGCUGGUUUUUUGUUGUUUCUUCUUAAAAUAAGAACUAGAAGGAAAUCGUCCCAGGUUUUGUCAUUCCAGGGAGAGGGGAAGGGAAAUGUCAAGUAAUGCACGUGCUCUGCAGAGCAUCUAACCAGCCAGCCCGCUGGCGGCUCCUGGGAGGAUCUGGCUCAGAGGACAAGCAGCCGGUGAGUGGGGACGUGCCCCGCAGAGUCCACCCUGAGUGCCACCACAGACGUGUAACACCCUGUGGCUCUGAGCUGUAUGUUCAGUGCAGAACCGGGUAGGGCAGGGCCUCAGGAACUGUGCACGCGACUCCCUGUCCCCGUUCCCUGCUCUAAGGAAGCGGGGGCACGUCCUGCCCGCAAGGGUGCCGGGCGUCUGCGGGGCUCACCCGGAGAGGGCCGGCUUUCCCGAAAGCCGCCCCGUUGCUUAGUCUGCAGCUUGCCGCGCUCCCCCUCCUGCCUCCACCCUCAGACCUCGCUUACCAGCUGGUCACCUUCAUGCCUGAAGCUUAGCUUACUCUGAGGUCCAUUCUCGAAGGGCCGCUCACUCGAGGAGUUGCCCGCACUCAACCGCCCCCGUGUGCGCACCUGCUCUUUCUCUCCCCUGCAAGUGUGUGACUGCUGUCCCCGUGACCAGCCGCCCUGCCGACAGCUCCCCUCUGCCACCACCUGGCCCCGCAGGAGCCACCCUCGCUCACCUGUACACUUAGAAACACGGCCACACCCUCACACCUAAUUCCGGUGCACGUUGUAUGUCAAAAGGAAAAAAAGGCUUUCUCGUUUUGAAAUUCAAAGAACAGUCGUGGAUGCUGUUACACACUCAAGACGUACCCUGCAGGCAAACCUGCCGUCAGGGUGACAGUCCUCCCUGUUUUGAGAAAAAAUAAAAACAAGGUCACCUGUUCUCCAGCCCUUCUCUCUACCCUUGUAUUUUCUCUCCUCCCCCUCCCCAAUAAAAAAAAAAACAAAAACAAAACACUAGAAUUUAUUUAUAUGUAUUGAUGUUGUAGGUCUAGGUGAAAACCAGUAAAUGUUUCACUGCUCUA
This is a messenger RNA of Neofelis nebulosa (Clouded leopard), 9453 nucleotides long. It is a transcript of the gene PRRC2B, whose product is annotated as proline rich coiled-coil 2B. The record is from RefSeq and is a predicted model, not a curated record. NCBI's taxonomy places the organism in Eukaryota, Metazoa, Chordata, Mammalia, Carnivora, Felidae. The transcript is spliced from 32 exons. Gene Ontology annotation, biological process: cell differentiation. Bases 284 to 6970 code for a protein of 2228 amino acids.